UUAGACUUAUACCACCGCGGCGCGAGAGUGAGACGGCAGCGGCGUGCGCUUCGCGUUCCGGUCAGUCAGCGUAUACCACCGGUGGUAGCGGCGGCUUCGGCGGCGGCGGUGGUUGCAGUUGGUGUGUCGUCAUCGUCAACGUGCGUAUAUAAUUAUCAUCCGUGUCGUAUUGCAUUCAUAUAAUAUAUAUUUUAAAAACGACGUGCUAUACUAUCAUAGCACCGCGACAGCAGUCGCCAUCGCUGUGCACGCGAUUGUAACAAUAUCGUCACUUGGUUGUCGCAUUGCGAUCAUAUUUACGCGUUGCGUGUUGGUGAGCUCUCGCGUGUCUCUAAGCAUAACAUAGCCAGAGACUCGCGCACUCGCGACUAAAAAUUUAUCUACGUCGUCGUCACCGAGAACUACAGAUCUCGCGCGGCGAUGGACCAGGUGGUCGACCUGAACGUCGGUGGCGUGUUCUACACGACGGCCGCGUCCACGCUGGUACAGGCGCAACCGUCGCUGUUGGCCGACCGGUUCAGCGGCCGGCUCGACCCGCUGCCCAAGGACAGCAAGGGCCGGUACUUCAUCGACCGCGACGGCGUGCUGUUCCGGUACGUAUUGGACUUCCUGCGGGACGGCAAGCUGUCGCUUCCCGAGAGCUUCCGGGAAAAGGAGCGGCUCCGGCUUGAAGCGGCCUACUACAGGCUGGACGGUCUCACCGAGCGGCUCCGGGAACAGAGGCCCGGCUACAUCACUGUCGGUUAUCGCGGCACGUUCGCAUUCGGCCGGGACGGGCUGUCCGACGUCAACUUCCGCAAGAUACCCCGGAUACUAAUAUGCGGUCGCGUGCAACUGUGUCGUGACGUGUUCGGCGACUCGCUCAACGAGAGCAGAGACCCGGACCACGGCGACACGGAUCGGUAUACGGCCAGGUUCUUUCUGAAACACACGUCUAUCGAACAGGCGUUCGACAUGCUUCAGGAACAAGGGUUCUACAUGGCCGGCAGUUGUGGAUCGGGCACAGCCGGUGGCACUUCCGCUGCCGAACUUAAACCGGGCGUGGACUCGGAGGAAUGCCGCUGGAAUCAUUACAAUGAGUUCGUAUUCGUCAGGGAUUCAUGAAUUUCGACCACCGACACCGUCACCGAGACGAGACGAGAUGACGAGGGUAACGCGCGCCCGUCGUCAUAUCAUUCAUAAUUUAUGACAUCUCAGACCAAACAUAUUAUUAUUAUUAUCAUUAUUAUUAUAAUACUAUUUUGUAGAUAUUAUUAUUAUUAUUAUUAUUAUUCUAUUUUUGUUUUCCGUUUACGUUUCUA
This is a messenger RNA of Rhopalosiphum maidis (corn leaf aphid), 1301 nucleotides long. RefSeq names its product BTB/POZ domain-containing protein KCTD8 (gene Ktl). NCBI's taxonomy places the organism in Eukaryota, Metazoa, Arthropoda, Insecta, Hemiptera, Aphididae. The record is from RefSeq and is a predicted model, not a curated record. Bases 421 to 1104 code for a protein of 227 amino acids. The transcript is spliced from 2 exons. Gene Ontology annotation, molecular function: protein binding. Gene Ontology annotation, biological process: protein homooligomerization.